CACCCCGCAUCUCUUCCCCGCAUCUCUCUCCCGCAUCUUGCUCCCCGUCUUCGAUCACGUCCUCUUUCGCCUGUGCUCUUCCUCGUCCAGCAUUGCUUCCUGUCGAUCCGACUCGUGAUCCCCCCCCCCUAUCGACAACUGCAACCUCCUGUCCAUAGUCUCCGUUGGUUGAACUUACGCCCAUCUCCCCCCAUCGCAUCUUCGCUCUCGCCUCCACCACCGCCCCCCAUCCCCACCGGCCAUGCCACCCGUGAUCCAACAUGUAGCCAGCGCAAAGCACCAUUCUGUUCACUCUGUCUCCUCUUCCCGCCCCAUCGCGGAUCCAUCGCCUGGGCUGCAGCCCAAUCUCCAGUCCUCGCGCAAGAAGCGUUCUGCCCAGGUUCUCUCCAGCGGCCUGGAGAGCGCCGUCGCCCACCUCAGCCUUGCCGAGCCGACCCCUGCCUGGCCUGACCGUGGCGAUCAUAACGGCCACGCAUUGGCUCCACCCGCCGCACAUGUCCCUGUCUCAAGCCCCGCCGAUUCUCCAGAGCGGGGUGCUGUGCCUUCCAAAGAGUCUCCUCCCCACAAGCGCUAUCGCCGCGACACAUCGCCAAAGGCCGCCGUCUGGGUCUCGAUCCCGAGCGCAACUAACCUGCGCCUGACCGACUCCAGGCCCGAGACCAUUCAGGAGAUGUGCUCUCACUUGGACAAGUGGAUGAAGAAGCUCGAGAAGUGCCUCAAAGACGGCGACUGCCCGUCCGCUGUCCUGUUCCUCAGGGCUCUGACCGACGGCAUCCUCGUCCAGGCUCCCCUGCUGCUUCCCUGUCUUUCGUCCCAGGUUAUCGAGGAGAUUCAGGACUCGUGGGACCACUCCACCCUGGUAUACUGGCGCAACAGACCUCUCAAGGUCUCGCAAAUCAAAACGCUGCGGUCCUGGGUGGCCGACUGGAUGCAGACACCCGGCUACCACUUCAUGCAGCAGUCUGGCAUCUCGCUGUUCCCUGCCGACCUUCAAGAAUGGCUCUACCGAAGCGAGGCUGAGCGUCUCGAUCGCUUCAAUGACGAGUUCGAUCUCACCCAGACGAGCAACGAGAUCGAGUCGUGGAUGGACAUGGACCACCCGGCUCUGCUCCGCGACCACCUGCGCGCAUAUCCCACUCCGCCAGAAAGCUCAUUCCCGGCCAACCAGUACUUCGACAACAUCCAAUACCCUCUUGGCUACGAUUCGUGCUCCGAUGGCGACCUGAGCAGCGGCAGCGGCAGCUGGUCGUUCGACCGCAACGCUUUCUCUGGCAGCUUUUGUCUGUCCGGCUCCAACGACUCCCUCAACAGCCCUUCCGCCGCCGCCGAACACUGUACCGACUCGUCCGUGAGCCAAAGCAGUCGCUCAUUCUCCCAGGACUCGGACCGGACCCUGAUAAACAACGACGGCGACGGCUACAGCGGAAACAAUGCUGAUACCGAAAUCAAUUCGCUGUGUUCCAAGUGGUCUCUCCUCUCAAUCAGCGAGCCUCCGUCCGCAGAUGCUCUGUUUCCGAGCCACACGCACUGCCCGGGCAGUCUUGAGUUCCGCAACGUCUUGCGCAAGGCUAUCCACAAGCUGGAGCUGUCCUUCCCCAUCGUCGAUGUGGGUGCAACCAGCACAACCAACACUCUGUCCGGCACUGGCCAGGACUUUGUGUCUGAUCCGCUCAUUGCCUCCUUCACACUGACGGUCAGCAACUCGUCAAUACGCACCCAAGCCAGCUUCCAUGAUUGCUUUCAUUCCCUGUCUGGAUUCAGUUCUGGAUCGUUUGGUGACGACGACAAGCGACUGCCCAGCUACCGCGCCAGGCGGUGGCAAGACAUCUGGAGAUACCUGGACACCCCGCGGUCGGCGCUGGCCUCGGGCUCGCUCCAGCAAGCUCGCACCACCAAGAACCGUCCUGAUGCGGGGUCGAUCCUCCACGACCCGAAAUCCGGACAAGACUGGGUCGUUUACGAACUGGAUGUCAGCUUUAUUGCCGACGGCAAGGCCAUGGUGAACGGCUGGCUGAAGCGUCUGGAGUUGCUCGCCAGAUAGCCAGCGAUGGUCGAGACGGUCGAGAUGGCCGGACGCCCUGCGCCAACGUCUGUGUUGGGCCAUGGUGUCCCGCUUUCCAGCGUCCAUAAGCAUACUUUUUUUUGGCGGAUAGAUGGCUUCUUUCCCAUCCUCAUCCUCUUGCACUGUCCCUAUUUUACUGGAUUUGUGUCCUUCCUUCCUUCCCUCCUUCCCGUUCUCUGUCGGUCCUGUUCUCCUUUCUGCAUGAAACCUGCUGGCUGGAAGACGGCAAACACACACAAAGCGGCUCCAUGAUGAAGGUGCCAUGUGUUUGCACAAGUCGAUCUUCCCCUCCCCGCCCUCGCCUCUUGAACCUUUUCCCUCCUGCAUGUUGUUGCUUUCGGGAACACAGUCUUGAAUACACCCCACCCGGUCGAUAUCC
This is a messenger RNA of Polychytrium aggregatum, 2441 nucleotides long. RefSeq lists its product as uncharacterized. The record is from RefSeq and is a predicted model, not a curated record. The transcript has 3 exons. Bases 242 to 2041 code for a protein of 599 amino acids. NCBI's taxonomy places the organism in Eukaryota, Fungi, Chytridiomycota, Chytridiomycetes, Polychytriales.